CUGUGUUGAUUUUAAUGUACAUAUGCUUUUGUUUGUUCUCUAUUGCAGGCAGAGCAUUAAAUUUUUGUACAAUGGGAAAAAUGGUUGGCAGGUUAGGGCUGAAAGGAAACAUGGUUUUCUUGGCAUUAGUUUUUAUUGUUUUCAUUGAUAGAGUUAAUGGAAAUAUCAAACCAACAAAAAAAAAUUCAGAAGAUGAUAAGAAGGUAGAGUUUCCCAAUAGACCUCCAAUCAAAAGCAUUCAGAGUGAAGAUGGAGAUAUAAUAGACUGCAUUGAGAUGCAUAAGCAACCUGCUUUUGACCAUCCUUCCCUGCAGAAUCACAUUAUCCAGAUGAAACCUAGUUAUGAUCCAAUUAUAGAUACAACAAUGAAGAAGGAAGACUCUUCUAUGACUAUUAUAUCCCAGUUGUGGCAGAGAAGUGGAAGUUGCCCUGUUGGAACAGUCCCCAUCCGAAGGAUUCAGAAACGUGACCACCUACUAGGGGCUAAUUCUCUCCAGAAGUACGGCAGAAAAAGUCCAUAUGUUGUCCAUGCUUCUAACAAAACAGAGAACCAAGAGAUAAAGCAUAUCAAGACAAGAACCUCUUAUUAUCCACACGUCAAUCGCUCAGAUGCACUACUUAUUACUCAAGGUUACAACUAUAUAGGGGCUAAAGGAGACAUUAAUGUUUGGAAUCCAAAAGUUGAAUCUGAUGAUGAGUACAGUACAGCCCAAAUAUGGCUUAAAAAUGGCCCUUCUUGUUGUUUUGAAAGUGUAGAGUCUGGCUGGGUGGUGAAUCCAAGUUUAUAUGGAGACAGGCGAACACGAUUAUUUUCUUAUUGGAGUGUAAGCCUCCUUAAACAUAAUGAAAUGAAAAAAUGGAGAAAAAAAACAUGGAUGGCUUCACAACCUGCAAGAUUUUAUAUGAUAGUUCACGAGGUUGAUGCAUCAAAGGAAACUGGUUGUUUUGACCUCGUCUGCUCUGGGUUUGUACAAACAAGCCAUGAGAUAGCACUUGGUGCCAGCAUUGAUCCUGUAUCAGCAGAAUUUGGUCCCCAAUACGAUAUAGCUAUUUACAUCUACAUGGAUACAAACACAAGAAAUUGGUGGCUGCAAUAUGGGGACGAGAUCAACAUAGGAUAUUGGCCUGCUGAGAUACUCGGAUUGUUGAAGCAUAGUGCAACAUAUGUUGAAUGGGGUGGUGAAGUCUACAGUUCUAAGAUAGGGCACCCUAAACACACAGCCACAGCCAUGGGGAGUGGAAAUUUUGCUUGGGAUCUGUUUGGCUCUGCAAGCUACAUUACACACAUUCGGAUCCUAGACUACUCAAUGUCACUGAAGUACCCUUCAUGGGUUCAUGCUUAUACAGAGGAGGAGGAUUGCUAUACUGCACUAUUUUAUCAAAAGGGGUACAUAAUGGAGCCACAGUUCUAUUUUGGAGGCCCUGGAUGGAACCCUAGAUGUCCAUGAGAUGAUGAAAAAUAUAAAGACGUUCGUAGUUUUUCAGUC
Molecule: messenger RNA, 1487 nt
Organism: Telopea speciosissima
Lineage: Eukaryota; Viridiplantae; Streptophyta; Magnoliopsida; Proteales; Proteaceae
Exons: 8
Coding region: 81-1448 (455 amino acids)
Source: RefSeq, a predicted model, not a curated record